This is a messenger RNA of Penicillium brasilianum, 330 nucleotides long. Lineage: Eukaryota; Fungi; Ascomycota; Eurotiomycetes; Eurotiales; Aspergillaceae. The record is from the annotation of a GenBank genome assembly.
AUGCCUUGCUUCUCUAAGGGCAUGGACUCUAGCUGUCUAUUGGGCCCUGUUUUGGUCUCUACAGCCAUUGUUUCUGAUCCCCAAAGCUUGGAAAUCAACGCAAUUUACAACUCAAAAACGGUUCAAGAGGGCCAUACCAGUGACAUGAUUUUCGGAGUGUGCGAGCUCAUCGCCUAUCUGUCCCAAGGGACUACCAUUGAGCCUGGAACGAUUAUUCUGACUGGGAUCCCACCAGGAAUUGGAUACUUCAGGUCCCCAAGAAUAAUCCUUGGAGAUGAAGAUGAAAUCCGAGUUUAUAUUGAGCAAAUUGGAUCCCUUCACUAUGAGUAG